Molecule: messenger RNA, 1811 nt
Organism: Clunio marinus
Lineage: Eukaryota; Metazoa; Arthropoda; Insecta; Diptera; Chironomidae
Source: the annotation of a GenBank genome assembly
CAUACAAGUCACUAAUUUAAUUGAUAUACAGAGCAGGAAAAGUUUAUAAAAUUAAAGUUUAAGCUGCUGAAAAAGUCAAAAAAUCAGUUUUCGAGUAGCUAAUUAAAUUAUUAUGCAUUUAUUGAUUGCAUAAAGAUAUUUUGUAUUACUUUCUCACGGAUGUUGAAAUUAAAUCAUUUGAACUUCCUUCAACUUGAGACUUACAAGGUCGUUCUAAAUUGGUCAAGGACGUUUGCAAACUUAUGAGACAAACAAAAGAAGACAUGAAAAUUAAACUGAUACUGAAAGUUAUUAUUGUCUCAUUUAGCGCUAUAUUUUACUCUUCUUGACAUAAGAAAAUUCAUAAAUAUAGAAGAAAAAUGUUUAGAAUAUUCAAUAAAAUAUUUCCAAGACAUUUCCGCGAAAUUUCAAAGUUAAGAAAGAGAUAUUAUUACAAUGAUCAGGAUAGACUUAAUUAUCUCUUGGACAACUUACGAGAUAAAAAACAUGAUUUGAUGACACAACAGGAGAUUCUUGGAGUUUUAGUGAAAAAGAUUGAGAAUGAUCGGCAUGUGAUGGAUUUCAUAACAACAAAUGAAACCAUCAAAUUGCUUCUUGAACCGGAAAGAGACUUAAUGGAGCCAUGCAAGGAAAUUGAAGAAAAUUGUCGAUUAGGUUUAGCUCUUCUUGGCUAUACACGACCAUUGAAUACAGAGUAUCUCAGAGUUUUAUCAGUUGAUGGUGGAGGAAUUCGUGGGAUUGUCGUCAUCGAACUUAUAAAACGUUUAGAAGAAAUAACAAACAAAAAACUUUUCCAGCUUUUUGAUUUUAUUUGUGGAGUCUCUACUGGUUCCAUAUUUAUUUGUGGUCUAGUCGCUGAACCAAGAACUUUAAUGGAAGGAAAAGAUCUUUACAAAGAAGUUGCCCGGAAAGUCUUCGAAGUUUCGUCCACUUUAAAUGUAAUUUCAAGUACUUCACGCCUUAUGUGGUCUCAUGCUUAUUAUGACGUCGCAUUAUGGGAGAAACUUUUACAAGAAUACAUGACGAAUACUCGAAUUAUUGAUACAGCAAAGUUUGACUAUGCUCCAAAGUUUUGUUGUGUUUCAACGACUGUUUCAGAAAGGGCUAUUGAUGCUCAUGUUUUCAGGAAUUAUGUGCUUCCUUACAACGUUGAAUCGAUUUAUCCAGGAAGUCACAAUGCAGCAUUAUGGGAGGUUUGUCGAUGUUCUUCAGCAGCCCCAACAUUUUUCGGCGAUUUCGUUCUCGACAAUAUUGUGCAUCAAGACGGUGGAAUUCUUUAUAAUAAUCCAUCUUGUGUUGCAAUUCAUGAAGCAAAACUUCUCUGGCCCGAUCAAAAGGUUUGCUUGGUCUCAAUGGGAACUGGAAGGUCAAUUAAUAAAAAGAAAAUGGAUAGUCAAAAGCUUUAUAGUCCUCGACAAGUCUCAAAGUUGUUUAGCAAUGAAACUCCACAAACAAGCAGUUGGAAAAUGAAAUUCUCAAGAAUUCUUGAUGCAGCUACCGACACUGAACAAACUCAUCACAUUCUCAGCGACUUAAUGACACCUGGGACAUAUUUUAGAUUUAAUCCUUAUUUAACUGAAAUGAUAUCAAUGACCGAAUGUGACGCUGCAAAACUUGCCCAAGUUGAGAAAGAUGCUUUCCUUUACUUCCGUAGAAAUGAGGAAAAAUUUGAGGAACUUGCUGAAAUUCUAUUAAAGCCAAGAAAACCUUUAACUUUAGUCAGUGAUAUGUUUAAAGGACGAUUGUGGUAAUAAAAAUUAUUUAACAGAAAACUAGUCGAAUAAAUACCAAAGUCCAAACUUUUCAUGAAA